CUAUAUUCAAAUGUAUGAGCGAUAAUAGCUGGCUAGUAUUCCAUGGAGGACGAAUCGUAUGCUUCUUUGAUUAACACGCCAUUUCCUUUAGGUUUUUAUCAAGAUACGUUCCGCCGGUUUGGAUGUCAAGGUUGAUAACUUUGAAGAGGGCCUUCUACGAGCACACUUGGAGUUCAGGCGAAUGAUCACUUACCAUUCAUUUGUUCUACAAUUUUCUUAUUUCAAUCAGGUCUGGGGCGCUGAUACUUCUCACAUUCAAGGUGUGAGAUCGUUUCUCUUCACCAACACUAGAAUCGACCAUGAGUAUGGCUGCCACUAACGCAUCGAUUGCCACGUCGCAAGAUAUUUCCAUCAAAGACCAACUUUCAAACAAUGCAACAGGCGAAAAACGGGAAAACAUAGAGGCUGAUGGGAUAGUCAUACUUCCAAAAGCCGAGGAGGCAUCAUGGCAACAACAGCCCAGUAACCCGUUGCGAUGGUCUAGUACGCGUAAAUGGACAAAUAUCAUACUCAUAGCAGUGACAAACUUCUUCGCGCAAAUGGCCUACACGGCCUUCCAACCAGCUUUGCCGACGAUUAUGAAUGACCUACACGUCAUGUCCAAUCGAGGCUCUCUUUCAACUCUCACCAUAUCGAUAAACAUAUUGGGAUAUGUAUUCGGGCCGAUUUUCAUUGCUCCUGUGUCCGAACAUGUCGGCCGGAGAACCGUCCUGAUCAUCUCAAUUCCAGUCUUGAUCAUCUCAAUAGUCGGGCCAGGUGCUUCAACAAAUAUCGCCAUGUUUCUUGUUUUUCGAGCACUAGGAGGAUUUCCUACGACAUCCUUGAAUUUAAUCAGUUAUGCAAUUGUCGCCGACCUUUUGCCAGUAGAGAAGAGAGGUCUUGGUAUGAGUAUCGUUCUAGCUGGACCCAGCAUUGGACCGACAUUGGGGCCCCUGACCGGCGGAUACAUCACUCAGUACAUUGGCUGGAGAUGGAUUUUCUGGAUUUACACGAUAGCCGCGGGCUUUUGCGGUAGUUUGGUGAUUCUCAUAUACAGAGAAACUUACAAUCCCAUUCUUGAGCGCCGAUAUUACACUUCUCGGCUCAACAAACACAACAACGCCAUCCUCGAUAAUGAGUCCGAACGUUUUCCAUUCACACUCCCACCCGAUGUGAAGCCCCCUCCAUCGCUUCGGCAAGCAUGUGUUCGACCGUUUAAACUUAUGCUAACACCUGUCGUAAUCUACGCUACGUUUGUCUGCUCUAUCGCAAACAGUUAUCUUGUUUUUUCGCUAGCAACCUUGGGCACGUCUUUCCAAAAGCAGUACGGGUUUUCUGCGUCUCAAAGUGGUCUCGCAUACCUCGGCAUGACCGCCGGCUUCACAAUCAGCCAGCUCACUGCUGGACUUCUUUCGGACAGAUACAUAAAACGAAAAACGAACAACGGUGAACUCGCCGCCAAGCCAGAGUAUCGGCUCCCGAUACUUAUGAUAGGCGCUGUAAUGCUACCAGCUGGUUUCGUUGUCUAUGGCUGGGGCCUUGAGUACCAGGUUCAGUGGAUAAUCCCCAUCAUUGGGAGUGCUCUAAUCUCGUUGGGUGUGAUGUACAACUUCAUGCCUGUUCAAAUGUACGUAGUCGACAGCUUCACCAUAUAUUCUGUCAGCGCAACCGGAGCUGUAGGCAUAAUUCGUUCGAUCAUCACUACUGUGUUUCCCCUUGCGGGGGAUCCUUUGUAUACCAGCUUAGGUUAUGGAUGGGGCAACACAUUGCUGGCAUUUAUUGCCCUGAGCAGUUUGCCGAUGGCAAUUAUCUUUUGCAAGUACGGGGAGAAGUGGAGACUCAAAUACCCACCGAAGUUUUAAUACACAUACAUCGUCACUAGUAGUCAACACCUUGGGUAGAACACAUGCAGGUGUAUUCAAUGGUCAGAUAGUAGUGUCUAGAGUCGCCGUCAAACAGAUCAAGAUAUAGCCGG
Aaosphaeria arxii CBS 175.79 is the source of this 1954-nucleotide messenger RNA. Its product is annotated as fluconazole resistance protein 1. Gene Ontology annotation, biological process: transmembrane transport. Lineage: Eukaryota; Fungi; Ascomycota; Dothideomycetes; Pleosporales. The transcript is spliced from 5 exons. Gene Ontology annotation, molecular function: transmembrane transporter activity. Gene Ontology annotation, cellular component: membrane. The record is from RefSeq and is a predicted model, not a curated record. The coding region runs from base 300 to 1841 and encodes 513 amino acids.